UCGACGCCAUAUUGGAGAAUCUUGAAAACCACACAAAUUAUUAUCGAUUAUUUCUAUUUGAAAUCAUCACCCCAGAUCCAAGAAUGCCAAAGUCAAAGAAAAGAAAGAAGAGUUUAAUUGGAUACAGACCAAAGUUCCAUUACCAGAAAGGGUCUUUGCCUGAAAAUAACACGCACAGCAGUUUUGCCUUGUUGUAUCAUGACCAUUGUUAUGGUCAUUCUGCCUGUCCAUCAACAGAUCUAGAGUUCACAGUGGACACAGAAACAGCAACAUCUUCAGACAGAACUGACGCUGACCUGAAAUCAGAACAGGUUGAUGUACCACACUCAAGUGCAGAUGUUGAACAAUGUUUAGAUGGUCACAGUCAUGAGAACUGUUUGGAUUCCUUCAGUUUUUCAGCAGAAAUGGACAGUAAUGACAGUGCAAUAUCUGUGGAGGAUCAGUCAGUGUUAAAUGAAUCCAAAUUAUUACAAUUAGACCAUAGCAAUACCAAUAUACAACAUCAACAUGACCUACUUGAGGAUCUAGACAGUUCUGCCAGCGAACCUGUAGUUGAUGAACCUGUGAAUAGUUAUGAGAGCUUAAAAGAAAAGUUAACAGAAGUGGUUGAAGCCCCAUUUGUAAUGAACACAACUAACGGUGACAUCAGGAUACUAGAAAUUUACAACAGUGGUAACAAGUCACAUGUCAAGCUGGUGGUCCUGAUACAUACGGAUUACACAGCUACUAUAUCUGUUCACCAAAGGGAAAUUCCAUCCACACAUGAUUUUUGGAACGAUAUGCCGCCAAUAUUUGAUUCGACAUCAAAGAUUUUGCUACUUUUGACAAAAUUACAAACAUUCUCUGUGUGCAUUGGAAAUACUGAUGAGGAGUUCCAAAGUCUUGUGCCAGUUGGAGUAGGUAUCUCUGAUGGGGAAGAUCAUGGAUUAAUACCCGGGCAAGUACUGGCGUACCGAGAAGGAGAUUUUUGUGCUUCACAAGGAAACCUCACCUACCAUUCAACAAUUAGAUCUUCACGGUGUAGUAUUCUGAUCCAUCUGAGGUCACGAUGUGUGAAGUGCUCCUCGUUCCGAAGAAACCUAAGGAGAAGGAAGCAGAACCUUCAAGGAAAGGAGAAUGACUUUCUUUCCAGCAAUAUCAGACACUCCAACAUGACAACAGAGAUGCUGAAAGCUAAACUUGGCGAACAGAAGAAGAAGAUUAGGAGUCUGCAAAAUGAACUGGAUACAGUGAAGCGUAGGUUUGACCGAGAAAUUCUGAAGAAAGGUGUUCCAUUUUGAUGCCAAACUGUCUGCAGCGGUUGUUUUGACCUAAUGGUACUGUCCUCAUUAUUUGAAUCCAAUAUAAAGUGAUUCAAUUAAUAUAAUUAAUUAUACCCCCGCAACAAAGUUAGGGGGUAUACUACUGGAAUCAGGUUGUCCGUCCGUCUGUCUGUCGACGCAUUUU
Molecule: messenger RNA, 1446 nt
Organism: Pecten maximus
Lineage: Eukaryota; Metazoa; Mollusca; Bivalvia; Pectinida; Pectinidae
Exons: 2
Coding region: 84-1280 (398 amino acids)
Source: RefSeq, a predicted model, not a curated record